UCAGUUUUGCUCACGAAAAACAAACAAAAUAUGUAAACAAUCGUUCCGCGGGUGGAAUCAAAAACGCGCUUUUCUUGUGCACAUAAAGUAACGUUUUAUUAAAGUUUAAUUAAAACAGGCUAAAACAACGCUCCAGAUAUGGCAGAAGAAGAGCAGAUGCCCAUCAUUCCGGUGAAGGAACCGCUGGAUCUCAUUCGGCUCAGCUUGGAUGAAAAAAUCUACGUCAAGAUGCGGAACGAACGUGAACUUCGUGGACGCUUACAUGCAUUUGAUCAACAUUUGAACAUGGUUCUGGGCGAUGCGGAGGAAACCGUAACCACGGUUGAAAUCGACGAAGAAACCUACGAGGAAGUGUACAAAACAACAAAGCGUACCAUUCCUAUGCUGUUUGUGCGGGGGGAUGGCGUUAUACUCGUAUCUCCGCCAAUGAGAGUUGGUGGUUAAAGUUCACACACAAAAAUAAAACAAUUUCUUUAUUCACUGGUACCGUA
This is a messenger RNA of Armigeres subalbatus, 491 nucleotides long. It is a transcript of the gene LSm3, whose product is annotated as U6 snRNA-associated Sm-like protein LSm3. The record is from RefSeq and is a predicted model, not a curated record. The transcript is spliced from 3 exons. Gene Ontology annotation, biological process: P-body assembly; mRNA splicing, via spliceosome. NCBI's taxonomy places the organism in Eukaryota, Metazoa, Arthropoda, Insecta, Diptera, Culicidae. The coding region runs from base 139 to 444 and encodes 101 amino acids. Gene Ontology annotation, molecular function: RNA binding. Gene Ontology annotation, cellular component: Lsm1-7-Pat1 complex; U4/U6 x U5 tri-snRNP complex; catalytic step 2 spliceosome.